Messenger RNA from Etheostoma cragini (Arkansas darter), 490 nucleotides. Its product is annotated as voltage-dependent T-type calcium channel subunit alpha-1H-like. Bases 16 to 369 code for a protein of 117 amino acids. Gene Ontology annotation, biological process: sodium ion transmembrane transport; membrane depolarization during action potential; positive regulation of calcium ion-dependent exocytosis. Gene Ontology annotation, cellular component: neuron projection; voltage-gated sodium channel complex; plasma membrane. Gene Ontology annotation, molecular function: voltage-gated sodium channel activity; low voltage-gated calcium channel activity. NCBI's taxonomy places the organism in Eukaryota, Metazoa, Chordata, Actinopteri, Perciformes, Percidae. The transcript is spliced from 3 exons. The record is from RefSeq and is a predicted model, not a curated record.
UUCAAACAUUUUGGGAUGACCCUUCUCACACUUUACAAAGUGUGCACCGGAGACAACUGGAGCGGGAUAAUGGCAGACACAUUGAGGGAAUGCCGUCCCAACGAUGAGGGCUGUUCGAGCUACUUGUACUGGGUCUCUCCACUCUUUUUCUCCAGUUUUGUGGUUUUGGCCCAGUGUGUGCUGGUGAACCUGGUGGUGGCAGUGAUCAUGCAAGCUCUAGAGGACAGCCAGGAGAACAAACCUACUAACUCCUGUCCCCCCCUGGAGGAGGACGACGAGCUUGAGCAGGCACGGCUGUCAGCCCAGAACGUAGAACCCAGUUCCAGUCACAACAACACAGAUGGAACCUCAGUGACGCCACAGACAUGAAUUUUGGUAUAAGCAGUUAUGUGUAAUUUGUUUGCUCACCACAUGAUCCUUUUGAUUGCUUUUUCUAUAUUUUAAUACAAUAAGUUAAUUAGAGAUUUACUUAUUUUGAUGUUUUGUGAUA